Molecule: messenger RNA, 921 nt
Organism: Charadrius vociferus (killdeer)
Lineage: Eukaryota; Metazoa; Chordata; Aves; Charadriiformes; Charadriidae
Gene: EME2
Product: essential meiotic structure-specific endonuclease subunit 2
Biological process (GO): double-strand break repair; replication fork processing; resolution of meiotic recombination intermediates
Cellular component (GO): nucleus; Holliday junction resolvase complex
Source: RefSeq, a predicted model, not a curated record
AUGGGUACAGCUGGUGCUCGGGAGGUGGUGGAGGUCCCAGAAGUGUAUUUUCACAGCCUUUCUCCGUGUCUCCUCAAAGAUCCUGUCUCAGACGCUUGGGUGAAUGUUUUAGGUUCCUUGGACUGCAGAUGUUAUUUUGAGCCUCCGGCAAUUCCCUGCAGCAAAACCUGGAGGAGCAACAUGCCAAACGCUUCGUCCACUCCACUUGACCUGAACCAAGUGUUGCCUUUGACUGGUCUGGAGGGCUCCUCCACCAAAACCUACAUCCUGGCCGUCCUUGGGCUGGAUGCCUGCGGGUGUAACCAGGAGCGGGGUGGGCGGCUGGCACUGAGCCCUGGAAAGCAGAGUCCCAGCUCCAGGCCUGGCCCAGAGCUGGUUCUGACUCAGGAGGAGAUACUGGAGGCGCUGGUGGUGCUGCAGCUGUGGGAUAACGUGGAAGUGCUGUUCCUAGACACAUGGCAGGAAUUCGGCCAGCUUGUCUCUGCGCUGACAAAGGCCAUAGCAAAACACCCAUACAAGAGGCAGCUGGAGUCGCACGAGUUCCCUUUCUGCGCUGAUGGGGCCUGGGCCAGCGGGGUGCGAGUGGAGGACAGCACAGGACUCUGGCAGGUGUGGAAGAGACAACUCCAGCAGUUUAACUGAGUCAGCCCUGCUAUAGCAGAAGCACAUCCCUCCCCAAGCCUCCUGUUACAGGCCUACAAAGAACGCAGCACAGAAGGUGAAAAACUUCUGCUGAGUGACAUCCCACUGAAAUCAGAUGUCAGUGGGAAAGACCGCCAUGUUGGGCCAGAGUUAUCCCGCUGCAUCUAUCUCUUCGUGGUAUCCACCGACCCCGACCUCAUCCUGGACCUGAGCACAGAGGGACUGUGGCCAUGCCGCUCAGCCUCCUGGUUUUAUCUGCCAAGAUGCGGCAGUGGCUGA